Messenger RNA from Spodoptera littoralis (African cotton leafworm), 2835 nucleotides. The record is from the annotation of a GenBank genome assembly. NCBI's taxonomy places the organism in Eukaryota, Metazoa, Arthropoda, Insecta, Lepidoptera, Noctuidae.
AUGGAUAUCCCUGUGCAAAUAGCCGUAAGGCUAAAGCCUCCAAAUUUGGAGGACUCAUCGCAGUGCAUAUUUAGCAAUCCUGUUACACAAAUUGUAAUCACUGAGAGUGGACAGACAUUUCAUGUGAACCGUGCUUUGCCAGUGGAUUGCACUCAGGCAAACCUCUUCAACUCGUUCAUGAUACCACAGAUCAACUGUUUCUUGGAUGGUUGUGAUACUUCAGUCGUUGUAUUUGGUCAGGCUAAGACAGGCAAAACUUACACAUUAUUUGGACCAGGAUUUGAAUGUAUCCACAGUGAAUGUGACCAGGGAAUUGUGCCUCGCUUUUUAUCUGAAAUAUUCCAUAAGCUCAAUCAGAUGCCAGAGAGAGAAUUUAUACUACACAUAACUUGGAUGCAAGUAGUUAAUAAUAACAUAUUUGAUGUACUGGGAGCAGGGUUAGUGAGGUGCUGCAAUGUUGAAGAGGCAUUCCAGUAUUUACAGUUGGGAUGGCGGCAGAGGUGUCAAGGAAACAACCACACCGUGUUCACAGUUAGUGUUGAACAGAAAUGGGUCAGCACCAAUGGUGUAUUAAAUCAUAGAAUGUCUACUGCAAGCUUCUGUGAUCUUGCUGCCUACCCAGAACCAGGUCUAUUUGCCCUGGAGAACAUCAUUAAAGAACUUCUAGCAGGCAACCCACCAAAACAAAUAAACUAUGAUCAAUGCAUUCUCACAGCAAUGCUUAGAGACUCCUUUGGUGGCAGAGCUUUCACUUGGGUUAUUGGCUGUAUAAGUGCAGAACCAGAAGACUAUCAGGACACACUGAAAACUUUAAACCUUUGUUUGUGCUGCAGAGGCAUCAAGAAUUUUGUUACUGUCAACCUAUUUGCUGACAAUAACACUCCUGUGUAUACAGAAAAAUCAGUGUUACCACAUGCAGACAAUAAUUUUAAUUUACAAUUUGCCACAACCCAGUGGAUUAAGCUUGUCUCAAAUGCAGAGGGGCUUUUUAACAAAAUUCUUCAGUCAAAGUCCUUGUCUGAAGCAGAUAUUAAUCAAGUCAGUGAAUGGUUGUUCUUAAAAGCUGAAUGUGAUGAAUGUUUGAAUGGUGAUGCUGGUGUAGAUAAUAAAGAUGCAAAUAUAAAACAAGGUCUGCCUAGGAUUGCUGAAGACACGGAGCCUAGUGAACCCAGUGAAUCAGAUGUGGACUCAGAUUCAGAGGAAGAUACUCAUUCUGACACAGUAUUUCAGGACAAACUUGAGAAAUUUAUGGAGUAUUUUAGAGAAAAGAAUGACCAACUGUUUGCAGACAGAUGCGAGGAAUACUUGAACCACAUUGACUCUGAUGAUAUCACAAUAUCAGAAUUAAGCGGAUCACAGUCUUUGCCUGUGAUGACAUCUCAAUCAAAUUCUGGGCGCAGAAGGACUAUACAACCUGGUGAAAGUCUGUCUGGAGCUGAGUUAGAGUUACUGAGAAAAGUUGCAGCUAAAGCAAUCUCACCUGAAUCUCAAAAGAUACUUAUAGAAUCUCACAAAAAGGAUGUUGACCCAGAACCAAAGUUAAUUGAGAGAGAAUUACUCAAAAUGAUUGAUACCCCAAAGACUGAUGAAAUAUGCAAGAAGUAUAAAAUGACAAAAGAAAAAUAUACUCAAAAGCAAAUACUGGCAAGAAAGCUUUCAAAAGAAAUAGGAAGCAGCCAGUCACAGCUAAAAGAACUGAUAAAUCUGUGUAUAGCCAAAGAGAGACUGAUAAGUGACUUGUCUAAAUCAAUAAGUCACACACAAAACAAGCAUUAUUCUGAUAAAAUAGAGAGUAGUUUGAUUGACCAAGACACAAUGAGAGAGAUAAAGAGGCAUGAGACCAACCUCAAAACUUAUAAAAAGCAAAUUGAGCAAAUCAAAAGACAAAUAAAGAAAGAUGAAAAACAUAAAAAUACAUUAGAUGUAGAGCUUGUUAAAGACAAGUUGAAGCUUGAUGACCUCUCAGAUACUUCAGUAGAUGUUAAGGACAGGAAAACACACUCACUAAAACAUUUUACACAUAGAAUUACUCAAUUAGACAGUAUUUUGAAAGAAAAGACUAAUGAUUUGGAGACUUUAGAGAUGUCCAAAGAAAAGGAAUUAUUAUUAAGGAAAGAAAUUAAAAACCUGAGGAAGACAAGGGAAUGUUUGCAUGAACAGAGAUGCAGUUUAGGCCAUAAGAGAAAAAUGUACAAAUCUCUGUCAGAUUCUGAGGAACGCAAACUCCUGGAAUGUGAAGAAGCGAUAGAAGCAAUAGACACGGCAAUAGAAUACAAAAAUAAUUUAAUUUGCGGCAAAUCACCAUCAGCUUCUCUAUCAGAUUCUCAAGAUAACAAGGACUCUAGGAGUAGAGGGGAACAAAUGUUGAUGGCGCGGCUUGACAAACUAUCGCACGAUGAAAUGAAAACACUGCUUUAUAGGUACUUCCAAAAGGUGGUGGAUCUGCGAGGAGCGUGCGCGGCGUUGGAGGCUGGCGUAGCUUCUGCUAGCGAAGAGGCCGCAAUAUGGCGCGCACGCGCUGCUGCAGCUUGGAGGCAUGCCCAACGAUUGAGACCACACGCCCACUCCAGACACUUCCAGUCCAUACAUAGAUGCCUGGACGGAGGUAAUGCAGAAAGGGCCCUGUCUUUGGGCAUCACUACUGAUUCAGAGACAUCUGAUGAUGCCAUGAGAUUGGUCGAUCGUAUGAAGCAGCAGCUUGCGCGGUGUCCAGCACCGCCACAAAUACCUAGUCAAAACCUCCGACAGCUGAUGCCAGCAACAAACCUACCAGUGGCCAAGGUGACGAAGGAGAAAAACAAGCUAAUCAUAGUACAACAAAAUAAAAAGCACUGA